Molecule: messenger RNA, 2293 nt
Organism: Coffea arabica (coffee)
Lineage: Eukaryota; Viridiplantae; Streptophyta; Magnoliopsida; Gentianales; Rubiaceae
Source: RefSeq, a predicted model, not a curated record
GUGGGCUGUCUAGAAAGGAGGAAUCAUGUAUGUGGACUUGGCCUUUGUAUGUUGCUAAAGUGCAGAUAUUUGGACUGACAAGAAUAAGUGUGAUGUUCUAAUUGUAGAACGGAGCCUUGAGGCCCACAGCUCCGAAUUUCCAAAACCCAAAACGAAGGCCCAACGCAGACAACAACUAAUUCCAUUUUACCGCCUCUUCAGCAUCAACAAAAAUGUUUUCAAGUAGCACUUCCUUUCCUUUGGGCGAAAUUUUCAAAUUGUCCCGCGGUUUUCCUCAGCAUUAGCACUCACUCCGUACUCCUUACAGCACCAUCAUCCCUCUCAGAUUUCACUUCACCAUCAUCCCUCUUUCGUACCUCUCUCUCUCUCUCUCUCUCUCUCUUGCUGUCUUAUCUCUCUCUCCAAGCCUCCAACUGCGUCUUGGAUCCACUACACACGCCGGUGGUGGGUUGGGGUUCCCCUCUCCGAUUUUCUUCAAAUUAAGCUCGUAAGAGAAGGGUGAAGACGCAAAAAUCAUGGGGAAGCAAGGCAAUCAUAAUAAUAAUAACAAUAGUAAUACGAGUGGCGGUGGUAGUUAUAGAUCGAGAAAAUCAGAAAACAUGACGAUUGGGAAAGGGAAGGUAACAGCAGUUCAGAUCGCAUUCAUCGUGGACCGCUACCUCUCCGACAACAACUACGCUCAGACCCGCUCAACUUUUCGCUCCGAAGCCUCCAACCUCAUCUCCAAAUCCUCCGUCCAAGAGGCUCCAAAGAGUUUGUUGAGUUUGGGGGCAAUGUUGGACGAGUACAUCUGUCUGAAAGAGCAGAAAGUGAGCUUGGAGCAAGAACGGUUCCGUAUGGAGCUAGAGAAAGUCCGGAUUCAUAAUCUGCUCAAGGGUCUCCAAGAUGCUAUGAAUGCUUUUAACGCCACUCCUCACGACCUUACCCCUGUCCCUCCGCUUCCUCGUCCUCCGCCUACAUUCCCCACAUCCAGGUUUAUACCUCCCAACACUGACCAGCCGCCUUUUGGCUCCCCACCUGGUGGUUACCAUUCUGCACACAAAUCCCCAGCAGUGAUCUCUACAUCCAAGCCCUCCAUCACAAGUGAAGACACCCCAAGCAUUUCGAGUGAUAUUAGGAAUCACCCUGUUAUAAAAAGAAAAGGCUCAAAAGAUGUCUCGGAUGCUACUGUUACCGCCAAGAGGUCUUGCAGAGGUUCAACCAACAAACAGUUGCUGCCUAAAGAUGCUAAAGGUCAUUCACAACCAAGCAUGGCAAAUAAUCAUCAAGUAAUUUCUCCGAAACACCCUGUGGCUCAAUCCCUACCUUGCCCCAAUAUGUUAAGGGGAUCACAGGUUGAAAGGUCUAAUGCUGUUGAAAGUUCACAUGUCGUCAAGUGUUUGUUUAACCAGGCUGCUCAAUCCCCAACAGCUAAUUCUUCUGGUCCUAAAACACCUCCCUUGGAAUCCUUCCCUCAAGCUGAGAAAUCUGCUUCCCCAUUGGAAAUUUGUUCGAUUACAACUUCCUGUAAGGAUGUAACUCCUCAACAAAUUACCUCCACUAAUUGCACGAUGAUAUCGUCGGAAACAAUUCGAGUCAGCCCCACCAAGCAAAUAUCGUACCAUUCAAUUUCAAGUAACCAACACAUUUAUACUUCCUCACCUGUUAAGGCAAAUUUAAAGAAGCCAAUCAAGAGGGAUCAUGUUAAGGGAAGGCUGGACUUUGAUGCUCCUGACAAGCAUACUGCUUCAGAGAAACCAGAUUGUAAUGACAUUCCAUCAUCUGAAUGUGUCAACGAAGCGGACAUUCUUGAUUUGGAUUUGCCUAGUUUAGAUGCCUUGGAAAAUAUUAACCUUUCUGAACUAUUAGUUGAUUUUGAUCUUGUUGAUGAGGAAACUAUUUAUUCUACUGAGCCAGCCGGUGAUUCCUCUCCUGACUCCACUUCAUGGUCACCAGGGAAAUCACAAAAAGUUAAUGUAGGUGCUAAUCAAGUAAUUACCCAGCUUUCCUCUACUGUAACAGAAAUCCUUGCAGAAAAGGACACAACUUUAUCAGGUCCGGAUUCUGUUACAACUGUUAAAUCUGUAACUAAAACCAUCAAGAUUUUAAGUCCUGGUAACUUCUUUAACUGGGUUGUGGCUUUUGUCUUUUCCCACAUUCUUGUCACAAGGCACAGAAUGGCUAAUAGUUUUCUUGUGAUAUGGCAGCCAAGGGUCACAGGAGCAGUUUGGAUGGGGAAAAUAUGCGUGCCAAAACCAGACUGGAAUAGGAUAAGAUGGACAAUUAAUUAGGCUGACUUGGUACCAGUGCAGCA